Molecule: messenger RNA, 4272 nt
Organism: Penicillium alfredii
Lineage: Eukaryota; Fungi; Ascomycota; Eurotiomycetes; Eurotiales; Aspergillaceae
Product: putative protein kinase
Exons: 4
Coding region: 1-4272 (1423 amino acids)
Biological process (GO): peptidyl-serine phosphorylation; peptidyl-threonine phosphorylation
Molecular function (GO): ATP binding; protein serine/threonine kinase activity; protein serine/threonine/tyrosine kinase activity
Source: RefSeq, a predicted model, not a curated record
AUGCCGGUAAAGCCGCCGCAGACUCCGGGAAGGGGUCAGGCUCGACCAAUUCAAUCACGGUCAUCCAAUCCGUCCAGGAACGACGACUCGGGCUCGGGAGCUGAAGGCCCGGCCCGCAGGCGCGUCCAAAAGGCGGCCUCGACCAAUUUCCAUUCAAAUACCAAUUCUGAUUCUCAGGAGUCGCGGGGCGCUGCAGGGCUGCGUGCAGGUGGCAUGGGUAGGAGAAGACUGUCAAUUCGGAACGAGAAAACCCCGCAGGGUCCGCGACCGCAAGAUCACUCGCGGUGGAGUAAACCAACGGGCGGCUAUCAUCACUCCGAAAACUCCUCAAUCGACUCCAUGAAUGACUUGACCAAAAACCUGAACCUCCGAUCUACGAGUGUGGGAAAUUUGUCGAAACUCGAAUCCAACCAGGCGCCGCCAGAAGGCAUGGAGUUUUUGGCCCCAAUCAAUUUCGACGACUUCCACAAUAGCAUCAUGGCCGAGCCCAGUUUGAAUCACUUUCCCAUACCCGGAAACGGUGUUGCAGGAAGUGAGAAUCGCGAUUCAGGGAUUUCGACCAACAGCUCUUGGACAAACCACAGCUACGACAGCAACGUUUCGGAGCGAACCAGGGGUGCUUCGGCUCGUCGAAAAAGUGAGGUCUCACAUCUGAGUCCGAAUUCUGCGAACCCAGGCCUCUCUGCAUCUUCGGCCAACACCCGCAAUCGUCGCCAGAGCCUUGCCCAGCCUCCCAGCGGCUCAAACACAGCUUCACGUGGCUCCCGCAAGUCUAUUAGCUCUGGCGCAUUCGCUCAAACGACCGCCUCGGCGCGCCGCGCCAGUCUGAGUGCCCGCAAAGUCAGUACCGACACUGCUCGCAUGGACAACAACUUCCUCCGCCCUCGGCCUCAGGAUGAAGAGUCCAAAGUUCCGUCUUCCGUCCGAAGCUUGAAAGCCAAAUCUUUUCAGCCUGCCGCGCGUGAACCACGUGGAACGUUUUUGACUGCGUCUGGGACCCCUGAUCACACGCGGUCUUCUUCCACCAACGCCGUACGAACCCCAGUGAGAAAUGCUUCUUCUAAUACAACUGUCACAACGCCUUCGUCAUCUUCCAAACGCAUGUCCGUUCUACCGCCCCAUGCCACUGGACUUGGCGCUCGUACCAUCAGCCCCACGGAUGCACGGCGAAUGAAGCGAAUGUCAAUUGUUCCCCUCGCACCUCCGAUGCCACACACGCCCCCUACGCAGACGGAACCUCUCCCAAUCCGCCCUGUAUCUUCGACCCAUUCGCCAUCUCAAAUUCCGAGGAAAAGCGUCACCCCUUCCUCUAACCGCACGACACCUGAUCCAAAUCGCAAGUCGUACAGCUCCGGGCUUUCCGUUUCCUCGAGUACUAGCUACAAUUCGGUGCGGAAUUCCAUAAGCUCCCUCCAGCAUCGCCUUUCUCAAAACUUCUCCACGUCUCGACUUCCCACCCCUAAGCCCCGAGUGGAACAAACUACCACGAACACCGAGGAAGAAGUCCCACCUGUCCCGGCCAUCCCUAAGGCCUAUGAGUCUCCCAAGGGAGAAUUUGAUGCACCUGCCUUUCCCGCGCCGAGAAAGUCGAGUUUGCCUUUGGAUAUUGGCCCUGUCAAUGCUGCGCGAGAUUCUGACUCCGAUGCAAACACCGGGGCAAGUGUCGGGUCCAAUGCUACCCGAACAGCCAAAACCCCCGAGACACGAACUCGCACAUCUACGGUCUUGGGCCGGAAGGGCUUGCACCCGUUGAAGCUUCCGCCACUGAACUUGCUGCCUUUGGGCACACCGAUGACGACCAAGAUUGAAGCGUUGAAGGAACGAGAAGCUGAGGAGCGCAAAUCACAGACACCAUUCAACCAAAUGGUAUCAAAAACCCCCACCACUCCUAUGACGGCAUCCAAAGCAAAUUUCUGGACCUACCGUGACGAGGAUGACCGAGGCCCCCUCACUCAGGCGCGGAGCAGCACUUCUCAUUUUGCCCUAAGCUCCACCUCGACGGCGGCACUACGGGCGGCGAGCAGUACCAGCGCCUUUGACACUCUUGAUACGCCCAACAGUGCACGUAACAUAUCGCCAUAUGCUUCGUACACUUUGCCCAAGAACAGCACAGAAUUCAAUCAUCUCCGUCUCCAGGCAAGCGGCGAUUAUUCGAACCGGACAUCCCAGUCGUACAAGUUGAAUGGCCCGCGGCCUCAGACGCAGAGUGCUAUUUUUACUCCUGCCACAGAGAGGCUCAGCCAAAUAUCGACUCCGUCCGAGCCCGAGAGCACUAACGUGUCUAGCUCUUCUCUUCGGGAUCGGCUGAACGUGGCACGCAUCCGCAGCAGCUCCAAGUCUCAAAAGUCGUCCGAGCUUGAUACCGACCCUGCCAAAUAUGAUCAUAUGCCACCACCCAAACUCCCCGCAUCCGCAACAUGGAACAAUCUGUCCUCUGCCACCUCAACGAGCCCCAUUCUCAAGUCCUCGUACCUCCAACCCCGGCGGCAAUCAUCUGUCUCGGGUGCAACAAACCCUCCGGCCGAGCGGAAGCCGAGCGUCAGCAGUGAGCAGAGCGUUACCCUCGAGCCAAGUCGUUCCAAUGAUUCCGGUGGAAGUGAACAAUCUCAGAACCGUACCCCCAGUAACUAUUUGUCUCCGGUCCACCAACUUAUCAACACAGCCCGCUCGAGUGCUGCGGCAUCUUCACGAUCAACCGAUACCAAGGUUGAUGCCGACAUUGUUGUGGCAGAUGAGGAGAUGAGGAAACUGGGAUCUAAGCGAAAAGACUUUGAGAAGGCAGCCAAAGCGUUGGACGAAAUGCGCCUCAAAGCAGGGCCCAAGGACCGAGUCAGCCCUGCUCAGGCCUUGAAGAUGGCAAACUUGAACAUUUUUGAGCGUGGGGAGAUCAUCGACUACCGCGAUAUCUACUUCUGUGGCACCCAAAAUGCCAAGAAGCACGUCGGAGACCUGCACUCGGGCGCUGCGAACUUUGGCUACGACGAUGAUAGGGGCGACUAUAACAUCGUGGUCGGUGAUCACCUGGCCUACCGGUAUGAAGUUGUGGAUGUCUUGGGCAAGGGAAGUUUCGGACAGGUCGUCCGAUGCGUCGAUCAUAAAAACGGGGCCCUGGUUGCUGUGAAGAUCAUCCGCAACAAGAAGCGGUUCCAUCAGCAGGCCUUGAUAGAAGUCAAUCUCCUGCAAAAACUGAAAGAGUGGGAUCCCCAUCGCCGUCACAGCGUGGUCAACUUCACUCAGAGCUUCUACUUCCGUGGCCAUCUCUGCAUCUCGACCGAACUUCUGGGAAUGAAUCUUUAUGAAUUCAUCAAGGCACAUGACUUCCGAGGCUUCUCGCUGAAGCUCAUCCGGCGGUUCACAAAGCAGAUGCUCAGCAGUCUUGUGCUGUUGCAUGCGAAGAAGGUGAUUCACUGCGAUCUAAAGCCGGAAAACAUUCUCCUUGUGCAUCCAUUGAACUCUGAGAUCCGAGUGAUCGAUUUUGGAUCGAGCUGCUUUGAGAACGAGAAGGUUUACACCUAUAUUCAAAGUCGCUUUUAUCGUUCGCCGGAGGUCAUUCUGGGUAUGUCAUACGGCAUGCCUAUUGACAUGUGGAGUGUGGGGUGCAUUCUGGCGGAGUUGUUCACGGGCUACCCUAUCUUCCCUGGCGAAAAUGAGCAGGAGCAGCUGGCCUGCAUCAUGGAAAUUUUCGGUCCCCCAGAGAAGCAUCUGAUCGAGAAAAGCUCGCGGAAGAAGCUGUUCUUCGAUUCGCUGGGCAAGCCGCGUUUGACCGUCUCCUCCAAGGGACGGCGGCGUCGCCCAAGCUCCAAGGAGCUCCGGCAGGCUCUCAAAUGUGAUGACGAAGCUUUCCUCGACUUCAUCACACGCUGUCUGCGAUGGGACCCUGCUCGUCGACUGACGCCUCACGAUGCGCUUAAGCACGAGUUCAUCACGGGCGUCAAGGUCCCCACUCGACCUCGGAUGUACGCUGCAGUCAACUCUCCCUCUAAGCGGGGGACCACGUCUGCCUCGCGACCUCUGCCCGAGCCGCCCGGAACCAGUUUGAAGAACAGCACGGCCACACGCGGUCGCGAUGUCUCUGGCAACUCGCCGGUCAAGGGCAGCAGUGGAAAACGCCACUCAACCGUCAGCGGGCCGCCGCCCACCACCCCCGGCAAGCGAGCGUCGAACAACCCCACCGCCCCCGGGUCUGCGCUUCCGCGCGUCUCGGCACGGAGUAUCAGUGGGAAACCCGACCUUGCCACCGCGGCGGCCGCGACGAGCUUGAGGACCAAAUGA